AGCCAAUGUGCGCACAGGUCGCGAGGGCAAUAUCUAACUUAAGUGGGGUCGAGAUGAAGGGGGCACGAGAGCAGUUGGGGUGAAUGUACCGAAGGCGAAGAAAACUGUUGAACUCCUGGCACAUAACCGAUUGAGAUGGAGUAAAUGAAUGAGGCCAAGUUCAAGGGAGUUCAGAAUGGCAUUUGACGGGCAUCAGAACACAUUGGCAAAUUCACGCUUUCCCACAUAUCAGCGUCAGGCCAGUGUAAAUGUAGCUGGUGGGAACAGGGUAUUUCCCUUUUCCACCCCAAAUGUGUCACUGCAGGAACAGGACACAGCAUCCAACAUGCCCUGGUCUCACAAUGCUCAUGAUGAUCCCUAUGGCCUUGUCAACUGUGCCCAGAGCAGCAGUAAAAGCAGGAAACCCACUGAUAAAGCGGAUUGUGAUGGGGAGACCGAUCUGCAGGGCCUAGUGUCAAAUAUCUUGGAUGAAGCAGAUUCACAGGACAGCUACUACAGUGAAGGGGGCCUACCCUCAUGUAAUCCUGUCUGGUCUCCAAAGACAUUGAGAGAAGAACUGCUGCAGUAUUUUCAAUCAGAGGAUAAAAUGCAAAAUAACCCUGCCUUUUCUCCAAACUAUGUAUCCCAUGAAGCUUUUAGUAAAGCACAGGGACCAUCAGUGGAUGAAGAUGUUCAAGGCUUUUGUCAACAACCUAAUGGCCCUGCUUCCAGUCAACAAUGGCUUUUUAAUUUGCCUAAUGGAGACAGAGACAGCUCUCACCUCCGUCCACAGAAACUGCCACCAGGUUUACCAAUACCUAAGAUAGGAAACACCUACUUGCCACAUAUACAACAAAGCAAAUAUGACCACGUGUCAGCUGAUAAAGGCGGAGAGAACAGUCAGCCUUUGAAUAAUUUCCCUGACAUUAGUGAUGUCUUCAGAUCUCAAAGCGAAGUGAACAGCCCUGUCUUUCAUCCUUAUUGUGAUGACCACUACGUCCAGAGCAACGCGAAGCCGAUCAGGAAUGAGCAGUAUGUGCCUCAAGACAUUACCCAACUGGUCAAUAGUUUUCAGUCGUUCAUGGCGGGGGAGCAUGGUAGCUUAUGUCAUGGAACCUUGCCAAACUUGCACAGGCACACAGUGGGCAUGCACCAAGAAGACAACAUGGUUGAACAAUGGAAAAUCACUGGUCCUGCAGUGUCACCACAAAGUGCUCCUGCAAUGCAGACUCCCAACCAGCUGGUGGAAGAAUUUGGGACAGUGCAAAUGGGCAGAAAUGCAGGGGUGAGGAACCAAACAUAUAAGCAUGAUGCUUUUCAAGAUCUACGUGGUUUCAGUUCUCAAAACACAGAGUACUUCCAGCAACAAAAAACAUUCCCUGGACCUUUUAGCCUUCCAAACCAGUACCAAAACAAGAUGACCAUGCACAGACAGAACACUUCCUUCCCCAGUAACAUGAGCAUGAACCAGUAUUCAAAGUAUCACAUCCAGCAGGACCAGAUACAGAACACGAUGAGGUCACAUAUGCAGAAGGAAAAGAUGGGGAUGCAGAUGCCUGGCUUUCCGGGAGAAGGCUUUUCUACGAGACCCUUAACCAACUCCAACAUGAGAGGGGGUGAUAAGAGACAGGCCCUCUCACAAAGUCCAUACUUUGACCACUUAGGCAGCAUGCAGUGUCAGAGAUUUUAUGGAGAAAACAGUGUGGUCUGUGCAGGGAAUACACAGCGGCAUAUGCCUCUCAUGUAUCCUGUGAAUGACCCCAGAGUGCACUCCAGCAUGCCCAUCAACUCCUCUAACUUCAGCUCGAGAUCAACACUACCUCAUGGAGCUGGUGCUCCUGGCAUGGAUAUGGGUGAUAUGAUGUCAGUCAAUGAGUCUGCUGCCUUCAACUCAUUUGUCAGUGACAUGAUGACCUGCAGAGGAGAGAACACAUAUCAUGGCAUGGCCUCUGCCAUGACAACUUCAAUGGUGACGAAUGACGGAACACCUGUGAUACAGCUUUACUUCUACCUGGAUGAGUGCUAUGUGCAGCUUAAGUGUUUGGAGAAGGAGAGAAAGACGACAGAGGUCGUCCUUAACAAUUCAUUUCCUGGUAGAAGAACUGCAGCUGUGACCAACACUAAUCUACCCAGAACUCCACCAAACCCAACAAGAGUCGACCACCUCAUUGUUAAUCAGAUGAGAGAACAAGGAAGGGUGGCAAGCCUCCUGGAUAGAAUGGAGUCUCUACAGAACAAGCCCCUCCAUAUCAACAUCCACACUGCCCUGAACAGGCAUCAUAUGGCUAUAAGCAUUACCCAAGCCAGACGUAAGGAGGAGAUUGCCAACAUCUCCAAACACCGACGGCAAAGAGCUAAUAUCACAGAGGACAGAGACACCCUGUUGUUGGCCAUUGCACUGAAGGACCUCGCUGCUACCACAAGGAAGCUCCGCACAGCCCUGUGGGUAGGUCUCCAGAUAACACUACCGAAACCUGUCAGGAGGCCGGACCACGAUGUUGACAGGGAGGCCACUGGCACAGAGGAGAGCCCCGCUCCAUUUGAAGGAUACUGUUUUAGGUUAUGAUUUAAAAGGUAAAAGCAUGAGUUUAAAGUCUCAAUUAAAUUAAAAACAUUCCACUCCAGUUCAUACCCUGAUUAUAAAUUCCCCAUAGGCACCAGGGUGACAUACAAAACAAAUGUUACCUGCAAGUCUACAGUGACAUUUUACUGGCAACAUAGCAAUCACUCCAGAGUAUGACAUGAGCAACUUGAAGCUUGAUGAUGGCUGCAUUUUUUUUUUUUUUUUUUGGCACCCAGGAGCUUCAGGUGGCUAACUUCUGUUGUGUAGGAAUUUGAAUGAAAUGUAAUGUAUCCUGCUGCAUCUUAAUCUUCAUUUCAUUUAAUUAGUGUCGGUUCCAAAUUAACGUGAAUCUUGCUCCAUCACCGUUGUAUUUAAAGACACUAUUUAUGAGGAAGAUUUCAGUGAAUUCUUCAUUGUUUUACUUAUUUAUUGGAACGUCAUGGAACCUUAGUUCUGGGUACUCCCAACCACCAAUUGAAUCAUAAGGGCAGUCGUUUAAAAUAAACAUGCUAAAUAUUAAAAUAUUUAAUAAAAUGUUCCAAUUAAUUUCUGCAACUUCAGUUUUUCAUAUGUAAAAGUUGGAUCUGAAGAAGAUUUGGUAAAGUUUGAACUCUGCCAAAGAUACUCAAACUUCUGAAAAAAAGUUCAGUGUUUUAGAUUUCAAUAUAUUAAUCACAUUUUCCAAGAAUAUUAACACAUCAUUAACAUCAGUGAAAUGUAACAUUGCUCAACUAAAAAGUUGAUUUUGUGUAUCAGUAGUUUAAUAUGCACAUGCUAAAUUAUAAAAUGUUUCCAUAAAUGUUCUUCUUCUGUUGUUCUGUUAAUCAGAAAACUUAAUCUGCAUAUGUUUGACCUGUAACAAAAAAAUACUAAAGCUCAAAAAAGGUCAGUGUUUUAAUUAAAUUAUAUGUAUUAAUCCCACUUUCCACAAUAGUUUCAGAGAGUGUUAGACCAUUAUCAUCAGUGAGACAGUUUGUCAUUCAGGAACCAAAGUUGCUAUCCAUUUUUGUGAUGGACGCUCAAGCAACAGUUCUCUCGAAGCAUCAGUCUGUAGUACUCUGCUGAAUAGUUGUUCCAUUUCCUGUCAUUUUAAUGUUCAUGUUGUGUUUUUUUUCUUGUUACAGUUGUUCUGUAAACAUAAGAUUUUAAAAUAAAGCAAUCAAAAUGG
Molecule: messenger RNA, 3710 nt
Organism: Acanthopagrus latus (yellowfin seabream)
Lineage: Eukaryota; Metazoa; Chordata; Actinopteri; Spariformes; Sparidae
Gene: meioc
Product: minamoto
Exons: 8
Coding region: 149-2545 (798 amino acids)
Biological process (GO): male meiosis I; female meiosis I; mRNA stabilization
Cellular component (GO): cytoplasm; nucleus
Source: RefSeq, a predicted model, not a curated record